Molecule: messenger RNA, 13688 nt
Organism: Symsagittifera roscoffensis
Lineage: Eukaryota; Metazoa; Xenacoelomorpha; Acoela; Convolutidae
Product: dynein axonemal heavy chain 6-like
Exons: 74
Coding region: 156-13136 (4326 amino acids)
Biological process (GO): microtubule-based movement
Cellular component (GO): dynein complex
Molecular function (GO): dynein intermediate chain binding; ATP binding; minus-end-directed microtubule motor activity
Source: RefSeq, a predicted model, not a curated record
AAAAGCAACUUCAGAAGGAGAAAGAAUACAAGCCCAGGCUGAAAUCAGGCGGGUUCAAAAGGUCACUCGGUCCCUCUGAGUUCGAGCAAGAGUCACGUGACGGGUCGGACAAAAAGGGGAAGGAAUAUGUGGUUCCAAAAUACGAUUUCAAGAAAAUGGAAAUUCCAAAGCCAACCGUUGUCGAUAUCGACGAGAUUCUGGGUUCGAUCAUCAAGAAGGAGAAGGAAGAUGAGCUGCCUGAGCCUCUGUUUAAUGUCAGACUCCAACUGAACGUCACACCACUCAGAACACUCAGCUCUAAACUAGUCAAAAGUAAGAGUUCUGCGGGGAGUGGCUUCAACUCCAGACCGGACUUCGAGUCCAAACUCAGAGUCCCAUCACACGUCACAUUCCACGAAGAUGAGCAGCAACUUGGAGCUGACGAUGAUAAUCAGAACAUGGGCAACAACAACCUACUCAACUCCACCACCCCCUCCGGAAUGGAACAGACUGAGGACGACAGGGGGACUGUAGCUUCUACUGAGGACAAUGAGAGUAUAAUAAGUGAGAGUAGUGUGGGGGCGGGGUCGUCUGCAGGGGGAACUCUCAUUGGGUACUUCGGAAGAUUCAAGGAGUCGCAGCAGGGGGAGGUGUACUCUUCUCUCUUUCCCUCCCUGCAGGACUUCAAGGACAACAUCGUUAACUGCUUCAAUCUAUUCGAAAACACUGUCGGCCAAGUGUGCUCUCUGCUUCGUGAACCGCAGCUAAAGCUCUUCUAUGAACAGCCCAAGGUCAUAAUGACCAAACCCACAACCCCACGUCCACCGUCUUCGGUCAAAAGUCAAUCUUCAAACGGCAAGAAAAAGACACGGGCAGGACCACAGAAGUCGGCAGCAGGUAACUCAUCUUCGUCGCUUGUCGCAAGUGUCAGAUCCCCCUCGCCCUCUCCUUCGCCUAUGAUGUUCCUUGACGACGAUGACCUAGCUAUGAUGAAUAUGCGACAGUGGCCUGAUUUGGAUCUAGUGUUCGGACUAGACAACUGGUAUCAGGGCAAUAUUGACAAGUUGAUCACGCUGUUCAACGAUCUUUUCGAGGAAAUUGACGAAUAUGCUUUGCAAUUCGACACUUUCUGUGACAUGGUGAACAAAUCCAGACGAGUGGAUGUGGACUACUCUAUGAAGCAGAAGGAGUGGUUCCCUGAAGACUUCUUCCAUGUCUUAUCCACCCACACUGAGCAGAGGAAGUUGAUGGAGGGGAUGCCUCUGUUGAAACUAGUGGGCAUGCUCAAAGUGGACACAGAACACUUCAAGAACGUGUGUCUGCCUUAUCCAAUGAAAGUGCUGAAUUCAGUGUAUCAGAAACUACCCAAAAUGGCCAAUCAAAGAGACGAAGACUUGCUGAGCAUCGUCAGGAACUCCAACAACAAACUGGACCACUAUCCAGAAAGCGUGGAAGAAUUCGUGGACCAUCUAACUUUCCUGCAGAAGAUCCAGUCUGACAUGUCAGCUCUAGAGAAGGAGUUCGGAAUAGUGACCAGAUUGUUCACUCUCAUUAAGGAUUUCGAUGUGCCUGUACAUGCGGAACAUCAGGCUCUGUUCCAGACUUUGGGACCCAGCUUCCAGAGUUUGAAGUCGACCAUUCUGUACUGUGAGGCGAAAAAAGACGAAAACAUCCGCAAGUUCAGUGAUGACCUUGAGAAGAUCAUCUCUAAACUGAGAGACCAACUGAUGGGCAUCAGAAUCAGAGUGCAGCAUCCUGACUUACUCAAUAUAGAGACACACCCACAGGCAGCUAUAGAGCACGUCAGACUUCUGACAGAGGAGAUUGAGAAGUUGACGGGUGCUGCGAGGAGCUACUCCAGCUACCAGGAGAGAUUCGGAUCCACCCUCUCCUCCAAGAAGAAAAACGCGGACUAUCUAUUGGCGUUGUUAACAAGCGAUGGUCAUGUGAGUGCCUACUCUUCUGAAGUGAGUGCACAGACAGUCCAGUCGGAACUGAACGAGAUAGAGAGAGAUCUUACCCUCAGGAGGAUGUUGUGGGAGUCGCAAGAGGAGUGGGGGGAGUUGAUCUUCGACUGGACCCACACACCCUUCGUGGAGAUAGUGGUGGAUGCUGUCCAGAAACACGUGAACAAGUUCAACCAGACUAUAUUCAUGCUGGAAAAAGGUCUUCCAGCCAAUGAGAUCCUCCCCCAACUGCGUGAACGAGUGUCUGGGUUCAAGACCCUCAUGCCCCUCAUAGCCGCCCUGAGGAACCCCAACUUGAGAGAGAGACAUUGGGGGUUGAUCUAUGACUUGGUGGGCAGUUCGAGCAUCACAGAAUACGCGUUCACUUUGGGGAAUCUGCUGGAGACCAAGGCCAUGAUGCACAAACAAGCCAUCAGUGACAUCUCCACCAGAGCUACAAACGAAGCCACGCUUGAACAGAUGCUGAACAAAGUAGUUGAACUCUGGGGUGCCACUGAGUUCAGACUAGUGCCACACCCUCAGCAGGGCAUCAUGAUGCUAGCAGGGGCAGAUGACAUACUGACUCAAUUAGAAGAGUGUCAGGUCACUAUAGGCACCAUUCGUGGAUCUCGAUUCGUGGAGCCGAUCAAGAACUCAGUCGAGGAGUGGGAAAGGAAGUUGAUCCAGUUCGCGCGUGCACUGGAUGAGUGGAUGACAUGUCAGAGGAACUGGGUGUAUCUGGAACAGAUAUUCAACACUCCAGACAUCCAGAGGCAGCUGCCCAAUGAGUGGAGACUGUUCUCGAUGGUAGACAAGAACUUCAAGGACAUCAUGAGGCGCACAGAGGACAGACCGAAUGCACUGCAGGCAGCCACCAUUCCAGGCACAAUUGAGAUCCUGCAGACCAGCAACGGGAACCUGGAAAAGAUACUGCAGUGUUUGGAGGACUACUUGGAGACUAAGCGACUGGUUUUUCCUCGCUUCUACUUCCUCAGCAAUGACGAACUGCUGGAUAUUCUGGCGCAGUCCAAGGACCCAUUCGCAGUACAGCCCCACUUGGUCAAGUGCUUCAGCAAUGUGAAGGCCCUGGACAUGACUUCAUCCGCGAACAAGCAGACGUUCACAGUGUCCCAGAUGAUAUCUGCUGAAGGCGAAGUGUUGAACCUGACCAAGUCCAUCCGAGUGCGUGGGGCAGUGGAGACGUGGCUGGGAAGUGUGGAGAGUGGCAUGUUGGAGGCUGUGAGGAAACACACCAGACAGGGACUCAAAGGCUAUGGGGAGAUGGAACUCACUCAGUGGGUGGUCAAGAACCCCGGACAGGUCGUACUUGCUGUGUUCCAACUGUUGUUCUGCAACGCGGUCGAAGAGUCUCUCAACUCCCCCGCCCCCCAGACGGCCCUGAAUGUCUACUGCAGCACCCUAGUGGACCAGCUGACUCAAUUGACCCAACUAGUGUCCCAGCCUCUGUCCAUACAUCACAGAUUUGCAAUUGAGGCUCUGUUGACUGUGUCUGUACACUCGAGGGAUAUUCUGCAUGGCUUGAUCAAGGGAGGAGUGAGCAACGUGAAUGAAUUUGACUGGACUAGACAAAUAAAGGUUGCCUGGGACGACAACAUGCAUGUGAUUCUGAUCAGACAUGGGGUGGCCUGUUUUAACUAUGGUGACGAAUACCUCGGAUGCUCCCCCAGAUUAGUCAUCACUCCACUCACAGACAGGUGUUACAUGACAUUGACCAGUGCCCUUCACAUGCACCUCGGUGGAUCUCCUGCAGGUCCAGCUGGAACCGGAAAGACGGAGACUGUGAAGGACCUCGCUAAGACCAUUGGCAAAUUCUGUGUCGUCUUCAACUGCUCCGAAAGUCUUGACUACAAAAUGAUGGGCAAAUUCUUCAGUGGAAUCGCCCAAUCAGGUUCCUGGGUGUGCUUUGACGAAUUCAACCGAAUUGACAUCGAAGUGCUAAGUGUGAUUGCACAACAGAUUCAAAGUAUCAAAUCGGCUAAGUCUGUUUCGGCUUCGAGGCUGGUGUUUGAGGGGAAGGAUAUUAAACUGAACUUGACUUGUGGAUAUUUCAUCACUAUGAAUCCGACGUAUGCUGGAAGGGUGGAGUUGCCGGACAAUUUAAAGAGCUUGUUCAGACAGGUUGCAAUGAUGGUUCCGGACUACGCCCUGAUAGCCGAAAUCAUCCUGUUCUCUGCCGGAUUCUCCACUGCCAAACCCCUCUCUACCAAGAUAGUCAACCUGUACCAACUGGCAAGCAGACAACUGUCCCAACAAGACCACUAUGACUUUGGAAUGAGAGCCAUUAAGAGCGUGUUGGUCAUGGCCGGGCAGAGAAAGAGCAACAUGAUUAUAUCGAAAAACGUUGCCAAAUUCACGAAAGAAGAGGAAUCUCUAAUUCUUAUUUCAUCGCUGCAAGACGCAAACUUGCCCAAAUUCAUAGCCGAAGACGUCUCACUAUUCGAAGGCAUCCUUGCUGAUCUUUUCCCAGGGGUCAUGACCCCUCAAUCCAACGAGGUCGUUCUUCAGAAGGCCAUCAAUUUGGCCAUAAUGGACUUAAAUGUAACAAGUUGGAACUCGCAAAGAGAAAAGGUGGUCCAAUUGUACUCUCAACUGUUAGUCAGACAUGGAGUUAUGCUGGUGGGUCCAACUUCCGGGGGAAAAACUGUUGUCAGGAAUAUUCUGCAAAAGGCACUGUAUUAUUUGCCCGCUUUGGAUAAAGAUUGCGAUGAGUAUGAGUUGCAUAAUAAGCAUCUGCGUCGCAAGGGUCGUUGUGACACUGUGUCAAUCAACCCCAAGUGUAUUACGAUGGGAGAACUGUACGGGGAAAUCAAUGUGAACACACUUGAAUGGCACGACGGAGUGCUCGCCACACAUGUGCGCAAAUUCGUAUCCGGAGGAGAGGAUGGCAAGUCAUCGGAAGUUGGUCUCGGGAGUAGAAGCAGAUCUGCUGCUGGUGGAGAUGACUCAUCAAACACAGACUGGAAAUGGCUAAUUCUUGACGGACCCGUAGAUACACUGUGGGUGGAGAAUCUAAACACGGUUCUGGAUGAUUCCAAAGUGCUUUGUCUGGCCAACGGAGAGAGAAUCAGUCUGACUCCAGAUUUGAGACUCAUGUUCGAAGUAGACAAUCUGUCUCAGGCUAGUCCAGCUACCAUCUCCAGAUGUGCCAUGGUAUACAUGGAUCCAGUUGAUUUGGGAUGGAGACCGUAUGUGUCGACUUGGCUGAAAAAGUUGCCCAAACAGUUUCCCCCCAAAGGCCAAGAAUUCCUGGACGGGAUGUUCGACCACUUUUUGGAAGCAGGACUGAAGUUUGUCAAGUCCCACUCGAGUGAACAGCAUGUGAAGGCGCCUGAGCUGAGUAUGGUGAAGACACUUUGCACUCUGCUAGAGGCAUACAUUGAGUUCCUCAAGUACAACGGAGGCUUCGGAUUCGCACCAAAUGACGAGGAGGAAGAAGCGAAUGAAGAACAGUCACGUGUCUCCCUCACUGGAAAAGCCAAGAAGACUUCCAAAAAAAGCAACUCUGGCAAAUGGUACCUCGAAAAAUACCCGGACAACCUGGAACCACUCUUGUCCAAACUGUUCGUGUUCUGCUUCACCUGGGCUCUGGGGGGCAACUUCAGGAGGGUGGACGAUGCAGAGGAAGUGGGUGGGGGAGAUGGAAGUGUGAAUGAUGUGGGAUAUGAGUUUGAUAACUUCGUGAGGGAGUUAUUCGAGUGUGAACCACCUUAUGGUGUGCGUCUUCCCUCUGGCAACCAGACAGUGUACGCCUACUUCAUCGACAUCAUCAACGGGGGCUUUGUGCUGUGGAACAAACUAGUCCCAUCCACUAAGUAUCUGGUCGAGAAAGGAAUCGGACCUGUUGAAGACCGACCUGUUAAGAAAAGGUCCAAAAGCGGGAAAGGUCAAUCUGGCGGAAAUAAUAACCAGCAGACGGAGGCGAUCGAGUUGGUCCCCACUGUAGAUUCAGUGAGAUACUCAUUCUUGACAGUUCUUCUUACACUCUACAAAAACCCAAUACUUCUCACAGGAGAGUCAGGAAUAGGAAAAACGGCUAUUGUGCAGGAUUUGUUGUCCAAAGUUGGCCAGACAUCUGGACUGUCUACUCAUGGGGGCACAGUGUUGGGAAGGGUGUUGAACUAUUCGGACAGAGACACUGACAUUCUGGAUAAUGUCAGUCAUCUACUGGCUAUGAGUGACUCCAGAGACAAAGGAGGAACUAUCGAAAGUACAACAGAUGAAACUGCAAUGCUAUCCACUGCCGCAAAAGAAGCUCUUCGAGGAACUGUAAUCCCAACCAUCAUCCAGUUCUCAGCCCAGACCAACUCCCACAAAGUCCAAUCCCAACUCAUUUUUAAACUCAUUAAACGAGGAAAAGAGGGACUGACAGCUCCGAAAGGAAAACGAGUAGUUGCUUUUAUAGAUGACAUCAACAUGCCAAUGCCUGAGACGUUCGGGUCCCAGCCACCUUUGGAACUGAUCCGGCAGCUCCUGGAAUCAAGCGGGUUCUAUGUGUUCCCGAAGCUACAGUGGAAAAACAUACAUGAUUUGUCGGUAGUGGCAGCUUGCGCUCCACCCGGAGGAGGGCGUCAAAACAUGAGUCCUCGUCUUUUGAGUCAGUUUCGAAUGUUGGCUCUGCCGCAUCCGUCAGAAAGCUCGUUGCGCCAUGUGUUCACAGUUAGAUUAGGGCACUUUUUGGAAUCGAGGGAUUUUCUGCAGGACGUUAAAGAGCAGAGAGAGGCUUUAGUUAAUGCGGCUAUCGGGAUCUAUAACCAGAUGAGCCGGACUAUGUUGCCAACACCGACAAAAAUUCACUACACGUUCAAUCUGAGAGAUUUAUCACAGGUGAUCACAGGUCUGUUCCAAGCAGACGACACAGUAGUGAUCUCUCGUGAGUCAGCUGCCAGUCUCCUUGCUCACGAGGCCACAAGAGUGUUCCACGACAGACUCACAGACACUGCAGACAGGAAACACUUCUUCAAAAUACUCACGGAUGAACUACAUCUCCACUUCAAGAUCAAGAUGAGCAUGGAGUAUUUCGACCAAUCUCCCCUGCUCUACGGGGACUUCCUGGACCUCAACUCCCCCUCGAACAACAGAGUGUACAGACCCAUGCAGAGCACAGCUCAGAUAGCUGCCAUUCUGGAGGAGUUCCAUCUUCGCACCAGUUUCGGAGGGGGUCAAGGCGGGGGCGGAGGAGCGGCUGGCAAAGACAUGAGCUUCUUUCAGGAGUGUGUCGUCCAUAUUUGCAGAGUAUCCCGCGUGCUGCGUCAAGAGGGUGGCCAUCUUCUCCUGGUUGGUCUGGACGGAACAGGGAAGUCCACGACAGUCCAGAUAGCAUCCAAGAUAGCCCAGUGUGAGCUGUACAGGCUGACCAUUACCAGGCACUACGGAGUGUCUGAGUUCCGGGAGGAGUUGAAGGGCAUCUUCAAGAUGUGUGGGGGAUCGGAUGGGAAAAGAGUGGCGUUUCUCUUAACGGAUUCGGAUCUAAUCAAGGAGGAGUUCUUGGAAGACAUCAACUCUAUUCUGAACAGUGGAGAAGUGCCUGAGCUCUUCGACAAGGAGGAGAUAGAUGGAAUAUGCAUAGAUAUCAAGAACAUAGCCAUGGACAGAGAACUGCCAGACACUGCCACUGCACUCUACAAUUUCUUCCUUGAGCGAGUCAAAGCAAACCUGCACAUCAUCUUAGCCCUGAGUCCAGCUGGGUCCAGUUUCCGCCACAGAUGCCGGAUGCACCCUAGUAUAGUCAACUGCUGUACCAUUGACUGGAUCGAUGAGUGGAGCGAUCACGCCAUGCUCACUGUGGCCCAAAUGUCUUUGACUAAACUUGACUUCAAUCAAACGUCGGCAGGGUUCCACAAGCCCUCACGACCGGUAUCCCAAAGGUCGAGUAAAUCCUCAAGUGCCAGAAAAUAUUCAGUCACUUUGGGUUCCAUAGAAGUUGGUGGCGCCUCAGAAGUAGCUCGACCUCUGACAGGCGAGAGUCGCCAAAAAGCUCUGAAGGAAGCGCUUGCUGAUAGCUGCGUGAAAAUCUACAAAUCCGUUCGAACAAUGUCUCAGAGAUUCUAUGCUGAGUUGCGACGUCAUUAUUACGUAACUCCAAGUUCGUAUCUGAAGCUAAUGAAAUUGUACUCCAAUCUGUACGUGGAAAAAUUGAACGAGAUACUGCAAAACAGGGACCGCCUAAAAAGUGGAAUUGACAAAUUGUCUGAAGCCAAUGCAUCUGUGGCUGUUCUACAGAAACAACUGGUCAGUUUGGGUCCAGAGAUCGAAGAGAAAACAAUCGAAACAGAGAAGACACUCGCUCUUCUCAAGGAAGACCAGGCGGCGGUGGAAGAGGUGAUCCAGCUGGUGGCAGCUGAAGAGAAGGUCAUGUUGAGAGAGACGCAGAUUGUACAGGAGUACGCACAGCAAGCUAAGACUGAACUUGAUGCGGUGGAGCCAGUGUUGCAGAAUGCUAUCCGAUCUCUGGACCAGCUGAACAAGACAGAUAUAUCGGAAGUCAGAGUGUACAACGCACCACCCGUACUAGUCCUUAAGGUCAUGAGUGCGGUGUGCUGUCUGUUGCAAAAAUCACCCAACUGGCCUACUGCCAAACUGCUCCUGGGCGACCCUGGAUUUGUUGACCAGCUAGUGAAACUCGACAGCAAUAAACUACCAGACAAAGUGUUCAAAAACCUGGAGAAGUACACUCGUAGUGUGGAUUUCAACCCUGAGAACGUUAAGAAAGUAUCUUUGGCGUGUAUGUCCAUUUGCAACUGGGUGUUGGCCAUGGAGAGACACUACAAAGUCAUUAAGAUGGUGGAGCCUAAACAGGCGAGAGUGCAAGAGGCCAAGGAGGCUCUGGCUCUGGCUGAGAAGAACCUCCAGAGGAAACAGAAGUCACUCAAACUGAUCCAGGACCACAUGAAGCUGUUGGAGGAUGCGUACAAGGGCAUGGUGGAGAAGGUGGAGAACUUGAAGCUGGAGAAAGUGCUGUCACAUAAGAGAAUAGCCAGAGCAUCACUUCUCACAGACGCACUGGCUGGCGAGAAGGAUCGUUGGAUUACUUCGAUCGCAGAGUUCGAACACCUCCUUGACUUCGUAGCCGGAGACGCUCUUGUCUGUGCCGCAGGAGUGGCCUUCAACGGAGCAUUCACAGCUGGCAUCCGGGAUGAAUUGAUAACGUCGUACAAAUCAGCAUGUGUUGCGAAUGGGAUCAAACUGACCGAGGGAGUGACCUUGACACUUGGACUGUCGCAACCUCACGAGGUGUUGAAGCUCUACAGUGAAGGACUGCCCAAAGACGCGCACUCAACAGACAACGCCCUCAUAAUCAAGAAAAACUACCACUACCCCCUCAUAAUUGAUCCCCAAGGUCAAGCUGUCAAAUGGAUCUCCCAAAUGGCAGGUCACAAGCUGAAGAAGACUAAAUUAAACGACCCAAAUAUGCUGAGAACUCUGGAAAACGCGCUGAGAGUUGGGGACCCGCUUUUGAUUGAGGGUUUCUUAGAGGAUGUUGACCCCGGGCUGACCCCUGUUCUUUUGAAACAAACUGCGACUGUUGGAGGUCAAGAGGUCGUGACCCUAGGCGACCGUGAGGUUGAAUUCAAUGACAACUUCAUGCUGUACAUGGUGACUGCUAUCUCCAACCCACACUAUUUGCCAACUGUCUGUAUCAAGGUCAACUUAGUCAACUUCAUGGUCACAUUUGAUGGGCUGCAGGACCAGUUGUUGGCAACUGUAGUUCAACAGGAAAAGCCUCUCCUUGAAGAGCAGAAGCGUGACAAUUUGGAAUCCUUGGCACGUGACACAGAGACCAUCCGGGAACUGCAGCGCAAAUCUUUGCGUCUCCUCCAGAGCAGCGAAGGACAUCUUCUAGAUCAACAGGACCUGGUGGAGACCCUUCAGAGGAGUAAGGUGAUAUCGGCAGAGAUCAAAGAGAGAAUAGAGAUAUCAAAAGUGACUGCCGAGAAUAUCCAAACUGUGCGAGACCAGUACCUACCUGUGGCUAAGAGAGCAGCCAUUCUGUACUUUGUUCUGGCUGACUUGAGCCAGAUAGACGUCAUGUACCAGUUCAGUCUACCCUGGUUCACAGACAUAUUCCAGAGGAGCAUCACUAGUGACAAACUCACUCCUGCUAACCGUCCUCCAACUAAUAAAACAACCACAGCUGCUAAUGAAACAGUAGCUUCUAAGAAAGUAGCAGUAACUCCUGGCCCGACCACACCCCUUUCUCAAGGAAGAACUACGCCUACAGGGGAAAGGGGCGGAGAAAUAGAGGAGAGUCCGCAGGAGAUGGAAGGAAAUGUGGAGGAGGGUGCAGAUGAUGGAAAGUUGAAAGAGCUACUGGACUCAAUGAACAAUCGGCUAACAGAGAACAUCUUCAAAGUGGUCUCUCAGGCCAUCUUCUCAGAAGACCUCCUGCUGUUUGCAUUCCACAUCUACACCAGCAUAGAGAGGGCGGCUGGCCGAAUCAGCCCCGAAGAGUGGAAUGUGUUUCUACAUACAGAUGCACUGUCCGAUUUGGCUGAAGCUCAUACGACCAGUGAACCAGAAACAAAACCCAUUCCUUACUCGCGACUUCUCAACAUAGUUGAUUCACACACACAAGAACCCCUGUUCCAGUGGCUAUCACCAUUAGCCUGGAAACAGUGCCAGCUCCUGUCUGGGUCACUAGAAGUGUUUCAACAUCUGAACAGAUAUAUAAUUGCCAGCCCCCACCAGUGGGUGGAGUUUGGCGAGAGUGGGGAUCCGUUUGGAGUACUGGAACGAAAACCGAAGACUGAGGAUGACUCCAACGCUUCAAUAGAUGCUGCAGCUUAUGAAUGGACCACCCUCUCCGAUUUCCAGAAACUAAUACUGGUCAAAGUGCUUCGUCCGGACACCUUUGUACCCUCAGUUAGACAAUGUAUCCACUCACAAAUGGGGUCCCAGUACGUCUCGGGGGUGCAGUUGGAUAUGGGGGAGUUGUUCAGACAGGCCACUCAUUACACCCCUCUCAUUUUCCUUCUAUCGCCUGGGUCAGAUCCAGUUGCUCAGCUGAUGAAAUUCGCUACUGAAGAAAGAGGCUCAGCACUCCACAUAGACAUGAUUUCACUUGGAAGAGGCCAGGGACCUAGGGCGGAAGAGUUGAUAAGCAAGGCGCAAAUCCUGAAAAACCGAUGGGUGUUUCUGCAGAACUGCCACUUGGCAUCGAGUUUCAUGCCCAGACUACAGGAACUGGUUGAGAGUUUCUCGAAGCCUGGCGCGGAUGUGGAUCCCAACUUCAGACUGUGGCUCAGUUCCAAACCCAACGCCGCCUUCCCCAUCCCCAUCCUACAGCAGGGACUCAAGAUGACGAUUGAGAACCCACAAGGUAUUAAGGGAGCUCUGGGUAGAAUAUUCAGCAGUGGGUCCAAUGCCACUGUGACAGAGAGUAUCUGGAACCAGAGGAGCGAGGUGCCUGGAUCACCAUGGAAGCAAAUUUUAUACAGUCUUUGUCUCUUCAACUGCGUCGUCGUUGAGAGACGCAAAUUCGGAGCGCUCGGCUGGAACAUCCCCUACGAAUUUACUCAGAAUGACCUGGACGUUGCCAUUCUCCAGUUAGACACUUUCUUAGGCUCGUGCAACUCAAGUGACUCAGUACCCUGGGACGCCCUGCUGUACAUGACGGGGGAGUUGGUGUAUGGGGGAAGAGUGACUGAUGAUUUCGACAGGAAGUGUUUGGCGACAGUGAUGAGGAGGUUCUACAGUGCAAAGAUAUUCGGAGAGGGCUUUUCGUUCACUUCCGAUCAAGUCUACAAAAUGCCUUCCACGUCUGACGAUUCCUUCUCUGCUGUUUCCAAGUUAAUUGAGGAAUUACCUGCAGAUGACCUGCCAGAGAUAUUUGGGAUGCACUCCAAUGCGCAGAGGUCUUUCCAGAUGAUGGGGUGUCAUACUUUGGUGGAACAGAUGAAGAGUCUGCAGCCGAGGAUGUCCAGUGGAACCAUCAGUGCCGGACAAAGUGACGAAUCCAUAGUGUUAAGCAUGGUCAAUGACAUGCUAUUCCGAGUGCCCCAAAUAGUCGAGCAAGCUACCAACCCCACAACAACCGACAACAAACCCCACAAUGCUCCCAAAGGGGGUCACCACUCUUCUCAGACUACUAAAGAUGUACACCCUAUGCCGACUACAGUCAAUGGGCUGAGUAAGUUUGUGAGUGACGUGAGGGCAUCGAUGAGUCAGAACCAGUUCCUGGCAAAGAAGCAGACAAUCGGAAAUAUACCAGAAGUUUCUCCCAUAUCAGAGUCUGCUCCCGAGUACACUCAAAACAUCUCAGAAGUGUCCUUGAUAGCCCAGUCUGCCCUCGUGACCUGUCUGAGACAGGAGAUUGACAGAUUCAACAGACUCCUCCGCCUCAUCAGACGCACUCUCCACUCCCUCCAUUUGGCCAUACAGGGCAUACAAGUCAUGUCCGAGGAGUUAGAGGAGGCAUUCAAUGCUUUAGUCCAGCAGAAGGUGCCCAAAAUGUGGCAGGCUGUGGCGUACGAGAGUGUGGCUAAUGUGUCCUCGUGGGUGAGUGACCUCAUCCUCCGAGUGGAAUUCAUGGCCUCAUGGUCCGAACUAGUGCUCAAUGCAGUCCAGACCGUCUACAACGGGACAGGGGGAGACGGUUCGAAUCUGACUCUAAACCCGAGGGCAUUCUGGCUACCUGCAUUCUUCUUCCCACAAGGCUUCAUCACCUCAGUGCUGCAGAGUCACGCGAGGGAGAGUGGAGUGUCCAUAGACUCCCUCUCCCUCUCCUUCGCCCUCACAAAUACCCCUGGGGGAGUCAGCACUCACGACAUCAGGGACCAAGUUAUGGGGACCUCCGACCGAGUGCCCGAGGGAGUGUUGAUCUUCGGACUGUUCAUAGAUGGGGCUGGCUGGGAUGGGCAGAACAACACACUAAUGGAUCUGCCUCCAGGGGUCAGAUUCAGUUCACUGCCUGAACUGCAUCUCAUUCCGGUCAAGAAUGAUACCCGGAAAACCUCCGCCGCUGUCCAAGUAGAAUCCGCUGACCCCUCAACUACUAGUUCCAACUCACCACUCCCCCCACCGUCUACCCCAAUCUACUCUUGUCCGCUCUAUCGCACCCCCCUGAGAACAGGCACCAUGUCAUCUACUGGACACUCAACUAACUAUGUCAUGUGUGUGGACAUUCCAAUUGAGGGCUACGAUUCAGACUAUUGGAUCAGCAGGGGGACUGCUUUGCUAUGCCAGACUGGAUAACUAGUUAUGAAUGUAUAAGUAGUUAUGAAAACUGGUUAACUAGUUCUAACUUAAGAGUUCUGAUCUUGGGACUUGCUCAAAACUUCAACAAAUAAAAAGAUUUAAAUGAAAAACCGAAGAUUAUUGAGUCGAUUGCCACAAACUGUUUUACUAGUAAUAAUGUUAGAUGCAACAAAACGAAUAUUAAAUUCGACAUAACUACAAUAGCUUUUCAAAUUUUCAAUCGAAAACUUUUCUGCCAAUUGUAAAGUAUCAAAAUGUUCCAGAAAAAAGUAGUUAUUCAUCUUGCCAUAAAAACUCAAUCAUCUUUUAGGCGAGUAGCUAUAAAAAAAUUAUCUGAUCAAACUUGCGACGGCGCUUUGCAAAGUGUCAUUCCUUGCAAAUGCAUAUUCCUGUAAAGAAGGUUUUUCCAAUCGUAGAUACAUGAAAAUUGUACAUGUCAAAAACUGGCUCAUCCUUUCUCCAUGUGUAAAUAGUGUUGCUAUGUAAAUUCAAAACUGUAAGAAACUGAGUUCAUGGCGAAUAUUUUUGUAAUUAACUGUUCAGAAAUUC